Molecule: messenger RNA, 4380 nt
Organism: Penicillium lagena
Lineage: Eukaryota; Fungi; Ascomycota; Eurotiomycetes; Eurotiales; Aspergillaceae
Gene: nte1
Product: lysophospholipase
Exons: 2
Coding region: 1-4380 (1459 amino acids)
Biological process (GO): lipid metabolic process
Cellular component (GO): endoplasmic reticulum
Molecular function (GO): phosphatidylcholine lysophospholipase A1 activity
Source: RefSeq, a predicted model, not a curated record
AUGGCGGGGUGGAUCGGAUGGGUGUUCACCUUCAUCUUUCAGGUGAUUCCCAGCGUCCUAUACUGGAUCAUUACCUUUUCCACCAUCACUCUGCCCACAUGGCUCUUCACGCUCUUCUCCAUGAGCCUGACAUUCACCAUGAACUUCACCACCCUCAUGUUGAUCGUCCUCGUUCUGGUUUCGACCGUCAGCUGGUUCAUUCGGUACCGAUUCUUGAACAUGUACAGCCGCCUUCCCCCGGAGCCCCAGCGCAAGGAAGCCCAGAUCGACCUGUUCCCCGAUAUCCAGGAAGGUGACUCGAAACCGGGCCUCGCCAAUUACCUCGAUGAGUUUCUGAGUGCCAUCAAGGUUUUUGGCUACCUGGAGCGCCCGGUCUUCCACGAGUUGACCCGGACCAUGCAAACGAGAAAGCUCAUUGCGGGAGAAACGCUGAUGCUGGAGGAAGAGAAAGGCUUUUGUUUGGUUGUAGAUGGCCUGGUUCAGAUCUUCGUCAAGUCGAUGCGCGAGACCAAGCCUGGCGCAGAAGAGCCUCUGUACAUGGACGAUGCAUCAUCGGAUGAAGAGGAUCGCCAUGCCCAUGGCCAGCAAGGCUACCAACUGCUGACGGAGGUCAAGAACGGCGCCUCGAUGUCAUCCUUGUUUUCCAUCCUAUCACUUUUCACCGAAGACAUUCAAUUACGUACUUCUCGCGGCAGCUCCAGUGCAUCCAGUGUGGCCCAUGCGCCUACUCGUAUGCCUGAUUCCUACCCUGUCAGUCCGGAUCCUGGAAUAGUGGAGAGUCCGCCAGCCCUGGCAAAAGAUCACAGUGAAACCAAUGCACACGACAGCAGCAACGGUGACACCCUACCAGCGGUGCCUCCGUUGCAUCUGGGGGAGAGUCAUGCCAUGCCUCCCCAUCCUCCUCAAUUGGAAGAUCAUCAAAAACCCCAAAAGAGGCGUCGGAAGUCCGUUCAUCCAGACAUUGUGGCGCGAGCGAUGGUUGAUACUACCAUUGCCAUCAUCCCCGCCAGCGCAUUCCGCCGGCUGACUCGCGUCUACCCAAGAGCUACUUCACAUAUUGUGCAAGUCAUUCUCACACGUCUUCAACGAGUGACCUUUGCAACGGCUCAUUCGUACCUGGGACUGACAACAGAGGUGCUUGGGAUUGACAGGCAGAUAUCAAGAUUUACGACCUGGGACCUGCCCAACGAUCUACGCGGGGACGCGCUAGAUCGUCUUAAAGAUAAGUUUAUGAGGGAAAGAGACCGACUGCGACCCGAGGAAGUUGGCAAAGGCAUUGCACUUCAUAAUCCCUCCGUUGGACGCAGACGCCGGUCUAGCAGCUCCCUCAGAAAGGAAGCGGUAUUGCAAGCACGGGUGGCCAACGAGCAACGCGCCGCUGCCCCUGCGCCUCUGAGAAGACAACCGACUUUUCUCGAGCGGGACUCAACAGGAGUCAGCCCCGGCGAUCUAUUGUCCACGAUCCAACUCUCCCGGUUUGGACCACGAUACGAACAAUGGCCGCCGCGGAUGCAGAGCCCGCUGGUUGAGAGAGAACGCACUUUUUUUCGAUCGUCUGCCGCUAUGGAAGGUUUCCCAUCGCCCUUCCAGCGGAAGGAGUCACUCGAUGAAGACACUAUCUUCCGGGAGUCGAUUCUCGACUGCAUCAUGAAGGGAAUUGGAUUAACAGAAAGCACCAAUGAUUCUUUACGCAAAACCAGCCAAAACUCUGGUGAGGCGUCACCAAAGCUUCUCUCCUAUGAUUCACGGCGUCAGAAAGCCGUCUUUUCCAAUGCGUUCGGGUUCAUGGACCCCUAUGAAGGCUCCGGUGAUGGCGAAAGUGAAUCUAUGAUGUCUAUGUCCGUAACAAGUGCCGGAGGAACAUCACCAGUUGUCAACCUUCGGGAGGAACUGUCCCAUGACAUUGAGAUCGUCUAUUUCCCUCAGGGCUCGGUGCUUGUCGAGCAAGGCGAGCGGCACCCAGGCCUUUACUACGUGAUUGAUGGGUUUCUCGAUGUGGGUAUCCCGGAUAAUGAGCGCGGUGAUGAUCUCGUUGGAUCUUCCCGAGGGUCGGUUUCAUUAGCCCAGGAAGACCUCUUCCCCAAGUUAAAACGAACCGCCACGGGGUCAUCACAGACUGGAGGUGAUGGGCGCCGAAAAUCCCAAUCUCGCAAGUCGCUCUAUCUGAUCAAACCCGGGGGUAUACAAGGGUAUAUCGGUGCUCUCGCAUCUUAUCGGUCAUACACAGAUGUUGUUGCCAAGACGGACGUGUACGUUGGUUUCCUUCCUCGAGCUUCUCUCGAACGGAUCGCCGAACGGUAUCCCAUUGCCUUGUUGACAUUGGCGAAACGGCUCACGAACCUCCUCCCGCGUCUGCUACUGCACAUCGAUUUUGCUCUUGAGUGGGGUCAGGUCAGCGCAGGACAAGUGAUCUACCACCAAGGGGAUGAGAGCGAUGCAAUCUAUUUGGUCUUGAAUGGACGACUCCGAUCCAUUCUGGAAGGACCAAACGGGAAGAUGACGGUCAUCAACGAAUACGGCCAGGGGGAGAGUGUCGGCGAGCUGGAAGUCAUGACGGAGUCCACUCGACCAGCUACGCUGCAUGCCAUCCGGGAUACCGAGUUGGCCAAAUUUCCUCGGUCCUUGUUUAACAGCUUAGCCCAGGAACAUCCAGGAAUCACCAUUCGAGUCUCCAAACUUAUCGCUCAACGAAUGCGUGAUUUAGUGGAGCAUCCCUUGUCGGAGAAGGCCAUAGAACAAAGCCACGCUGCUAGUGUCCAAACUGCCACAUCCACCGUCAACCUUCGCACGGUGGCGAUUCUUCCCGUCACCGCAGGCGUUCCUGUGGUGGAAUUUGGACAUCGACUUCUCCAUGCGCUGCAUCAGAUCGGUGUGGCCCGCGGGGUUACAUCGCUCAACCAGGCCGCCAUUCUAAACCAUCUGGGUCGCCAUGCCUUCAGCAAGAUGGGGAAGCUCAAAUUAUCCCAGUAUUUGGCUGACCUGGAAGAGAAGUAUGGCAUGGUGCUGUACAUUGCGGACACAAAUGUGAAUGCACCUUGGACCCAGACCUGCAUUUCACAGGCGGACUCUAUCCUCCUAGUAGGCCUCGCGGAGUCCUCGCCCAGCAUUGGCGAAUACGAGCGGUUCCUACUAGGCAUGAAGACUACCGCCCGCAAGGAACUUGUCCUUUUGCACGCCGAACGAUACUGCUCGCCCGGAUUGACCCGCCGGUGGCUCAAGAACCGGUUAUGGAUCAACGGUGGACACCACCAUAUCCAGAUGUCGUUUCGCCUGACUACUGAACCUGCCAAUCCACAAGUUAAGAAGUUUGGCACUGUCCUCAAGCAGCGCGUGCAGGUCCUACAAGCGGAAAUUCAAAAAUACACCUCACGACGUAUUCGACAGACUCCUCUAUACUCCGCACAAACGCCUUUCAAAGGUGAUUUCCAUCGUCUAGCCCGGCGCCUUUGCGGUAAAUCUGUCGGUCUGGUGCUCGGUGGUGGAGGCGCCCGAGGGAUUUCUCAAGUUGGCGUGAUCAAAGCACUGGAGGAGGCUGGGAUUCCCAUUGAUAUCAUCGGUGGCACGUCGAUUGGGUCCUUUAUCGGUGCUCUCUAUGCCCGCGACGCAGAUGUUGUCCCCAUGUACGGCAGAGCAAAGAAGUUCUCCGGCCGCAUGGGAAGUAUGUGGAGGUUUGCGUUGGAUUUGACCUACCCCACAGUUUCGUACACGACGGGCCACGAGUUCAAUCGAGGAAUCUUCAAGACGUUCGGGGACAGCCAGAUCGAGGACUUUUGGCUUGAGUUCUACUGCAAUACGACGAACAUCAGCCGAUCCCGCGCGGAGUAUCACUCGUCAGGAUACGUCUGGCGCUAUGUUCGGGCGUCCAUGUCUCUUGCCGGCCUGACCCCACCAAUCUGUGACGAAGGAAGUAUGCUCCUGGACGGUGGCUAUAUCGACAACCUCACCGUGGCACACAUGAAGGGUCUUGGAGCAGAUGUAAUCUUCGCUGUCGAUGUUGGCUCUAUUGACGAUACCACGCCGCAAGGAUAUGGAGACUCGCUAUCUGGGUUCUGGUCGAUAAUCAACCGGUGGAACCCGUUCUCCUCUUGCCCGAAUCCGCCGACACUCUCCGAAAUCCAGGCCCGACUGGCAUAUGUCUCGUCUAUUGACAAUCUCGAGCGGGCCAAAAACACCACGGGAUGUCUGUACAUGCGUCCUCCAAUCGACCCGUACGGAACCCUGGACUUCGGCAAAUUUGACGAGAUCUACCAAGUGGGCUAUACUUAUGGCAAGGAGUUCUUGGACCGGCUCAAAAACGAAGGUUCUCUCCCUAUUCCCGAGGAGACGGAGGAAAAGCGUAAGUUACAACGAACUAUGGCCCCUCGGCGAGCCAGUAUCUAA